Messenger RNA from Prorocentrum cordatum, 246 nucleotides. The record is from the annotation of a GenBank genome assembly. NCBI's taxonomy places the organism in Eukaryota, Dinophyceae, Prorocentrales, Prorocentraceae.
AAGAUGGGGCCGCUCGCCAUCCGGGAACAGGUCAAGGAUUUCUUCGAGAAGCACUUGACGGGCGAGCCCGCCGUGCACGGCUCCGGGAAGAUAGAGGGCCGCGUCGAGUUGCAGAUCGCGGCGGGCUCGAACCCCGAGGCUCGCGCGAUCCUGGGCCUUCCGGGCGCGGUCUUGGAGGAUCUCGCGGCGGCGCAGCUCGCGGGGCCUGCGCCAAAGGGGCCGCUCGAGCGCCAGAUCUCGAGCCUC